CUUUUCGAGCCUCCCCAAAGGAAAUCUGCAAUGCAAGACGCAACGUAGAGCUUCCUUUCAAUCUGCACGCGGACAGAGCGUGUCAGUCUCUGCACAGGAAUGGACGAAUCCAACGGGAUGCCCAUUGUGGGUGCACGGCGGAACAGGUCGCGGAGCAAUGGCGCUGCAAAUGGACAUACCGGGCCCUUAUACAGGAGGGACUCCAAUAUGUCGACCUCAAGCUUCCUGGACGAGGUGGAAAUGGCGCAAGACGAGAUGUUUGCGGGCCCAAUGGGCGAAAGUGUCCCUACGAGCGUCUCCUCUUUUGCCCAUCGACGCGGCAGAGCCGAUUCCACCACCAGCUUUACAUACUACCAGGAGGACGAGGAUGAACCCCUCCCACCCUCUGAGGACGAUAGUGCUAUCUUGGAUGAUGAGUCCGAGUUGAAUUUUGAAGGGGAUGAAUCCACAGAUCUGGAAGCCGGAGAACUAUCUACUAUGCGAAGAAGUUCAUCUGGAGUUUCUCGAGGUUCUGUUCAUGAUCGGUUGCUCAGAAGUGACAGUGCAAGGACAGACGGCAGUACUCUGGGGCGUGGACACCGUACCAGCCAGAAGAUAUACAUUGUUACAGAAGAUCUCACAAUUGUUGUUGCAGGAUUCCGAACAUCGGCUGUGGGAUUUGCGAUGUACGCGACAAUUUGCAUUUUCACUCUGGGGUUGGGAUAUCUUCUCUUCCGUUGGGUACCUCGUUGGCAGGUGAAUAUCAUCGGAGUUCCAUGUCCAUUGCGAAACUGUUCAUGGGUUGUCAUUGAGAAUCAAUGGGGAGAGUUCGUAACCCAGGAGGUGGAAUCCAAAGAAUAUGGACGCUCUCUAUCCACUGUAUUUGGAACUUCUGAAAAGCGUUAUAUCAUGUCCUACGAUGAGGAUGACGAUCCUGUACUUGAGGACCUUAAGAUUCUAGAUUAUCGCUACAUGCGAUUUGCUUUCCAUCCUCUGAAGGACAGAUUUAUGCUGAGCAACAGCUGGAAAGAUCCUGCCUGGACUGACGUGAAGAGUAUAAGAGCGGGUAUUGAUGGGGAUGAAAAGGAGAACCGAGAACUAGUGUUUGGCAAGAAUCUGAUUGAUAUCAAACAGAAGACGAUCCCGCAACUACUCGUUGACGAGGCAUUCCAUCCAUUCUAUGUUUUUCAAGUUGCCAGUCUAGUCCUCUGGUCUCUGGAUGAGUAUUACUACUACGCCGCCUGCAUUUUCCUGAUCUCAGUCGUCAGCAUCACCACAACCUUACUAGAAACACGAUCUACAAUGAAAAGACUUCGAGAGAUAUCAAGGUUCGAAUGCGACGUGCGAGUGCUGCGAAACUCUUUCUGGCGUUAUGUUCCUUCGAGUGAACUCGUUCCUGGAGACGUGUAUGAAGUCACGGACCCUGCUUUGACACAAUUUCCGUGUGACAGCAUAUUGCUGGCUGGCGAUUGCAUCGUGAACGAGAGUAUGCUUACUGGCGAAUCUGUGCCCGUAUCUAAAGUUCCUGCGAACGAUGAAUCACUUCGUGCUUUGAAUCUUGCCGCCUCGUCAAUAGCACCCGAGCUUGCUAGACAUUUCCUUUUCUGUGGUACUAAGAUCAUUCGUGCGAGACGACCUCAGGACGAUAAAGAUGACGAGGCUGUGGCACUUGCUAUGGCGGUACGAACUGGCUUCAAUACCACCAAGGGUGCACUUGUUCGGUCCAUGCUCUUCCCGAAGCCCUCUGGCUUCAAAUUCUACAGAGACUCCUUUCGGUACAUCUCCGUUAUGGGAGGCGUCGCCAUGUUGGGUUUCGUGGCUUCAUUCAUCAACUUCGUCCGCUUGAGACUAGCAUGGCAUUUGAUCAUCGUCAGGGCACUUGACUUGAUCACAAUUGUUGUUCCUCCAGCCCUUCCAGCGACGCUGACUAUUGGGACGAAUUUUGCAUUGUCUCGGCUGAGAAAGAAACAAAUAUUCUGUAUUAGUCCCCAACGGGUCAAUGUUGGUGGCAAGCUUGACAUCAUUUGCUUCGACAAGACCGGAACUCUCACUGAGGAUGGCUUAGACGUGCUUGGACUCCGGGUGGCACAACGACCUUCGAAUCGUUUCAGUGAGAUUCUACCAGAUGCGUUGUCUCUCCUACCAGGGGCAGCUUACGAGCGAGAUCCCACAAUUGAAUAUGACGCUCACAAAGCAGCACUGUACACGAUGGCCACUUGCCAUUCCUUGCGUGUCGUGGAUGGCGAGCUUGUUGGGGAUCCGCUGGAUGUGAAAAUGUUCGCUUUUACAGGCUGGUCAUUUGAGGAAGGCGAGCAGGGAGGUGCCGACAUUGAGGAAGAGGAACAGGGUGACCUCUCUCCGUCUAUUGCACGUCCUCCUGCUGGUAUGGAAUACGACCUGGACGACAACGACACCGCGCAAGGUUCAGGCAGAUCUCCUAUCGAGCUUGGUGUCCUGAAGACAUUCGAGUUUGUAUCCCAAUUACGGAGAGCAAGUGUGAUUGUUAGGAAUUUCGGUUCCCCAGGCUGUGAUGUUUACGUCAAAGGCGCACCUGAAUGCAUGAAAGAUAUAUGCAGAGUAGGGAGCUUUCCCGUUGACUACGAAGAGCUUCUCGCCUACUACACACAUAGGGGCUUCCGAGUUAUUGCUUGUGCCACCAAACAUAUCGCCAAAAUGAACUGGGUUAAGGUCCAAAAGAUGAAACGAGAUGAGGCAGAAUCAGGGCUGGACUUCAUUGGGUUCAUCAUUUUCGAGAACAAAUUGAAAUCCAGUACAGCAGGUGUACUCGACGAGCUCUCCCAAGCCGAAAUCAGAAAGGUUAUGUGCACUGGUGACAACAUCCUCACAGCUAUCAGCGUUGCACGCGAAUGCAAUUUGAUCGAUAAAUCCGCACAUUGCUUUGUGCCCCAUUUUGCUGAAGGCGACUGUCAAGAUCCCAAAGCACGCAUAGUAUGGGAAAGUAUAGAUAACAACAUUUUCACCCUGGAUGAGCACACUCUUACGCCGUUACCUCCACCAGCGGAAGGAGAUGCGUCUCUACCAUAUGACAUCUCGAACUUGCGAAAUUAUUCCUUGGCAGUCAGUGGCGAUGUGUUUCGCUGGAUUAUUGACUUUGCUCCUCCCGAAGUAUUGCAAAGGAUGCUUGUUUGCGGACAAGUCUUUGCUCGCAUGUCUCCAGAUGAGAAACAUGAACUAGUCGAGAAACUGCAAAGCAUCGACUACUGUUGUGGAUUCUGCGGGGAUGGCGCCAACGACUGCGGUGCCCUCAAAGCAGCGGACGUUGGAAUCUCUCUUUCAGAAGCUGAAGCGUCUGUCGCUGCGCCUUUCACGAGUCGUGUGUUCGACAUUACAUGUGUGCCGGAAGUAAUACGGGAAGGUAGAGCUGCAUUGGUCACAAGUUUCAGCUGCUUCAAGUACAUGAGUCUCUACUCGGCUAUACAGUUCACAUCUGUGAGCUUCCUCUACGCAUCUGCAUCGAAUCUAGGCGAUUUCCAAUUCCUUUUCAUUGACCUUCUCUUGAUCCUUCCUAUUGCCAUCUUCAUGGGGUGGACUGGACCAUUCCCUGUUUUGUGCCGCAAACGACCAACUGCCAACUUGGUAUCGAGAAAAGUGUUGACCCCCUUACUUGGACAAAUUGCCAUCUGCAUAUUGAUCCAGGCGGUUGGUUUCGAAGCUGUUCAAAAGCAAUCUUGGUACAUACCACCUCACCUUGAUAGAGAAAAGUCGAAUAUCACGAAUUCCCAAAACACCACAUUGUUUCUGGUAUCCUGUUUUGAAUACAUCCUCUCGGGAAUAGUAUUGAGCGUUGGACCACCAUUCCGUCAAUCCAUGGCACACAACUUGCCUUUUGUUGUCACCAUUGUUGUGGCUCUGCUCUUCACCUCCUACAUGCUCUUUGACCCCUCAGAGUCAUUCGCGAGAUUCAUGCAAUUGACGCCGAUGAGCUGGGAUUUCAAAACCUUCAUUCUAGUCCUUGAUUGGAUACUCGAUGGGGGCUACCUUCCCCAUGCUGUGAUCCGCAUUGGGAUUCGGCGCCAGCUCCGAGACCGUAUUGAGAUCAUCAAAAGUACUUCUCUUGAAGAGUCAUACAAGCGUAAGAUGAAAUACGUCGAGCUUCUCCGCACCCGUCCCAUUGCCAUUGAGACAGCAACGGCGAACGAGCAACAUUAUGAAGUCGGCACGGGGGUCCUUCAAGCUUGCCUUGGACCUAGAAUGAAGUAUUCCAGCUGCCUAUACCCGAAAGGUAGCGAGACUCUUGCCCAGGCUGAAAUUGCGAUGUUGGAGACCUACGUGGAGAAAGCACAAUUGAAGGAUGGCAUGAGUAUAUUAGAUCUCGGUUGUGGUUGGGGAUCUGGAGCUCUGUACUUUGCUGAGGUUCUUCCAAACUCCAAGGUCACAGCAUUCUCGAAUUCAAGGACGCAGAAGAUAUAUAUUGAUUCCAAGGCUAAAGAAAAGGGUCUCACCAAUUUAACUGUCAUCACCGGCAAUAUCGUUGAUUAUGAGUUUGAGAAGGACAGUUUUGACAGGGUAGUCUCGAUCGAGCUUUUCGAGCACAUGAAAAACUACGAACUUCUUAUGGCUAAAAUCUCAAGAGCCCUGAAACCUUCUGGGAAGCUCUUUGUCCAUAUCUUCAGUCACAAGACCUCGCCAUAUGAUUUUGAAGACGGCUGGAUGAGCACACACUUCUUUUCUGGAGGGACAAUGCUUUCAGCGGAUCUUCUACUUUACUUCCAGCGAGAUCUGAAGCUAGAGACCCAAUGGUGGGUUUCAGGCAAGCACUAUGCCAAGACCUGCGAGGACUGGCUAUCAAAAAUGUGUGGCAGCAAAAAGGAAAUUUGGCCACAUCUCACCGAGACCUAUGGUGAGAAAGAUACGGCCAUGUGGUACUAUAGAUGGCAGAUCUUCUACAUGGCGUGUGCCGAGCUGUUUGCGUAUGAGGGUGGUGAUACUUGGGGCGUAUCUCAUUACUUAUUUGAGAAGCCCGCCUCUAAUUAGAACACUUAGAACACUAGAUCAUAGAUAGUACCUCAAACUCGAUGGGCUCUGG
Messenger RNA from Mollisia scopiformis, 5026 nucleotides. RefSeq lists its product as uncharacterized. NCBI's taxonomy places the organism in Eukaryota, Fungi, Ascomycota, Leotiomycetes, Helotiales, Mollisiaceae. The record is from RefSeq and is a predicted model, not a curated record. Gene Ontology annotation, cellular component: membrane. The transcript has 20 exons. Gene Ontology annotation, biological process: intracellular calcium ion homeostasis. Gene Ontology annotation, molecular function: ATP binding; ATP hydrolysis activity; P-type ion transporter activity. The coding region runs from base 100 to 4974 and encodes 1624 amino acids.